This is a messenger RNA of Haliotis rufescens (red abalone), 453 nucleotides long. RefSeq names its product extensin-like. The record is from RefSeq and is a predicted model, not a curated record. Bases 1 to 453 code for a protein of 150 amino acids. NCBI's taxonomy places the organism in Eukaryota, Metazoa, Mollusca, Gastropoda, Lepetellida, Haliotidae. The transcript has a single exon.
AUGUACCCACCCAACCCCCACCCAACCACAUAUCCACCCAACCCCCACCCAACCACAUAUCCACCCAACACCCACCCAACCACAUAUCCACCCAACCCCCACCCAACCACAUAUCCACCCAACCCCCACCCAACCACAUAUCCACCCAACCCCCACCCAAUCCCUACCCAACCUCAUAUCCACCCAACCCCCACCCAACCACAUAUCCACCCAACCCCCACCCAAUCCCUACCCAACCUCAUAUCCACCAAACCCCCACCCAACCACAUAUCCACCCAACCCCCACCCAAUCCCUACCCAACCUCAUAUCCACCCAACACCCACCCAACCACAUAUCCACCCAACCCCCACCCAACCACAUAUCCACCCAACCCCCACCCAAUCCCUACCCAACCUCAUAUCCACCCAACCCCAAACCCAACCACAUAUUCACCCAACCCCAUAUCCACCUAA